Molecule: messenger RNA, 759 nt
Organism: Saccostrea cuccullata (small rock oyster)
Lineage: Eukaryota; Metazoa; Mollusca; Bivalvia; Ostreida; Ostreidae
Product: excitatory amino acid transporter 2-like
Exons: 4
Coding region: 29-685 (218 amino acids)
Biological process (GO): L-glutamate transmembrane transport
Cellular component (GO): plasma membrane
Molecular function (GO): L-glutamate transmembrane transporter activity; glutamate:sodium symporter activity; neutral L-amino acid transmembrane transporter activity
Source: RefSeq, a predicted model, not a curated record
AUAUAGAAAACGUUUUCAGUAGUAUGGUAUGUUCGUUCUAGCCCAUGUAGUUGGAAUUACAUUUCAUCAGUUGGUGCUUGUGCCAGCCACCUAUUUCGUAGCAACAAGAAAAAACCCUCUCUAUUUCUUCAGCGCCAUUCUUCGACCUUGGCUAACUGUAUUUGCACCACCCAGCACGGCCAUGCGAAUGCCUGAAAUGCUACGAACACUUGAUGUUAAGCUACAUGUUGACACAAGAGUAUCUAAUUUCCGUGUUCCUGUGGGAGCUUCUAUAGAGCGAUUGGGUAGCUGUUUAUUUAUCUGUUUAUCUGCCCUGUUUAUGGUACAGUUAGAAGGAAUCUCAGUCGAUGCAUCUAACAUACUGUUCAUUGGUUUGCUGUCAACUGUGGGAUCUCUAGCAAUACCAGCUGUUCCCAGUGCCAGUAUUGUUUCGCUUCUGAUCGUCCUAUCUUCCGUAGACAUCAAAGUAAACAAUAUAGGUCUUCUUAUGGCAUUGGAGUGGUUCAAUGACCGUAUUCGAUCCACUAGCAACACGUUGACGAUCAUUGUGGGGGCGGUUGUUAUUGACAGACUCUGUCGGUCAAGUCUGAGGUCGGCAUCAAACAACAGUCUUGAAGAAGAUCCCACCAAAGAAUCAGAGAUCAAAGUUAUUGUUGAUAAUGGAUUAAAUACCUCAAAGAUUUAAUAGCAUGCUAUUUUGCAAAAAUUAUUUGAUUACUUUUAUAUGUAAUUAACAAUGUAAACAAUAGUUGUUUUACA